Messenger RNA from Trichosurus vulpecula (common brushtail), 1825 nucleotides. RefSeq names its product transmembrane protein 178A (gene TMEM178A). Gene Ontology annotation, biological process: negative regulation of osteoclast differentiation; regulation of cytosolic calcium ion concentration. The transcript has 4 exons. The coding region runs from base 34 to 1041 and encodes 335 amino acids. The record is from RefSeq and is a predicted model, not a curated record. Gene Ontology annotation, cellular component: endoplasmic reticulum membrane. NCBI's taxonomy places the organism in Eukaryota, Metazoa, Chordata, Mammalia, Diprotodontia, Phalangeridae.
GGCAGGCAGGCAGGCAGGCAGGCGAGGAGAGCGAUGGAGCCGCGGGCGCUCAUCACGGCGCUCAGCUUGUGCCUGAGCCUCUGCUCUCUGGGGCUGCUCGUCACGGCCAUCUUCACCGACCACUGGUACGAGACGGACCCCCGGCGGCACAAGGAGAGCUGCGAGCGGAGCCGCGCGGGCGCCGACCCCCCGGACCAGAAGAACCGGCUCAUGCCCUUGUCCCACCUGCCGCUGCGGGACUCGUCCCCGCACGGUCGCAAGCUGCUCCCGGGCUGGCGCAGCCCCGCGGCCCCUGAGGCGGCGGCGGCCGGAGGAGGAGGCGCAGGCGGCCCCGGCGGCCCCGGCGGCGGGGAGAGCGGCGGCGGCAGCCGCGGCGCCGGGCGGCCGGAGGACGAGUUGCUGCUGUUGGAGCACUGGCGGUCGCUGCUGGGGCUCGGCGUGCUGGAGUCCGAGUGCGGCCGCCCGCUCUUCGCUACCUACUCCGGCCUCUGGAGGAAGUGCUACUUCCUGGGCAUCGAUAGGGACAUUGACAACCUGAUCCUCAAAGGUAUUGCCCAGAGAUGCACAGCUAUCAAGUAUCACUUUUCUCAGCCAAUCCGUUUGCGAAACAUUCCCUUUAAUUUAACCAAGACAAUCCAGCAAGAUGAAUGGCACCUGCUUCACUUACGAAGAAUCACAGCAGGCUUCCUGGGAAUGGCUGCAGCCGUGCUCCUCUGUGGCUGCAUUGUGGCCACUGUCAGUUUCUUUUGGGAGGAAAGUCUUACCCAGCAUGUUGCAGGACUGCUCUUCCUUAUGACAGGGAUAUUUUGCACUAUUUCUCUGUGCACUUAUGCUGCCAGUAUCUCCUAUGAUUUGAACCGGCUCCCGAAAUUAAUUUAUAGCCUUCCUGAUGACGUGGACCAUGGCUAUAGCUGGUCUAUGUUUUGUGCUUGGUGCAGCUUAGGCUUUAUUGUGGCAGCCGGAGGUCUUUGCACUGCCUACCCAUUUGUUAGCCGGACCAAGAUUGCACACCUAAAGUCUGCCAGGGACUCCACAGUCUGACUGUUUCCAUUCAAAUUCAGUGCUCACCAGCCUGUUUUUGGCUCGGAGGACUUCUGAAGAGAGUUGAGUUGAAGCUCAAGUAUGGAAUCCAAGCACAAGUGGAUCCUUUACAUUCCAGCAUGUCUUCUGCCAGCCAAGAGGGAGGCAAGAGGGAUGCUACUGGCCUGCCUGGGUGACUGGCAUCAAAGAGAAAGCCCACAGCCAUUCUAAGGACAUGAAUACUGUGGAAUCAAGUGCUUUAAAGAAUUACGUAUGCAGUUUUCUGUAACGUUUGGAUGUGUCUCAUGGGGACAGCACCUGUGGAACAUUCCUUGGGCCAAUAAAGGGGGGAAAACCUCUUGCGGGGAGAAAAAGUGGAUGAUUUGCAUUUGUUUAAGAAAGUUUGUACAUAGCCAUUGCCCAAGGGAGUGAUUUCUAUUUGCAAAAUGAUUCUUAGCAAAGCAAACCUACUUUGUUGUCAUUUACUGUAUGCCUGCUAAGUUUUAAUGCAGCAUCUCCUGAACUCAAAGCUGACUGUCCUGAUGGUGUCUUGUGUCAUCACCAAAUAUCUAUGUAUUCUUUGUGAAUAUUCUUUGUCUAGGGAAGAUUCUUGCUCAGUUGGCUUUUAUUGAAGUCCCUUCUAUGUCUUUUUACUGGACCCAAAACGAUGUAUGAAAAACAAAAUCGACGAUGUAAGAGAUAGUAAGUGACUCUAUGCAGUAUUGUUUGAAGUCAUGUCUUGCUGUGCAAUUUCAGUCUCUUUAUGUUAAUUGGAUUUCAGUAUUAAAUGACUCCCCCCUUGUUA